This is a messenger RNA of Drosophila eugracilis, 1957 nucleotides long. It is a transcript of the gene Ent2, whose product is annotated as equilibrative nucleoside transporter 1. Bases 400 to 1770 code for a protein of 456 amino acids. The transcript has a single exon. Gene Ontology annotation, cellular component: plasma membrane. NCBI's taxonomy places the organism in Eukaryota, Metazoa, Arthropoda, Insecta, Diptera, Drosophilidae. The record is from RefSeq and is a predicted model, not a curated record. Gene Ontology annotation, biological process: nucleoside transmembrane transport. Gene Ontology annotation, molecular function: nucleoside transmembrane transporter activity.
GAUACGACUCGGUGAUAAUCUGGUGGGGUAGUGCGAUAACGAGUACAAGAACGCGUGCCUUAUGUGUAUAACUAUAACCUUUGAUUCGAUGCGAUCUGUUCUGUAAUCACAGUCGGCGCAGCCAGUUCUCCGGUCACUGCAGUUGGCUUCUUCGCGUGACUGCUAACUCCACGCGCACCGCCCGCUACUAGGACAAACUUACUUCGAAACCUAGAGUCGUGCUGUAACUGAAGUUGAAAAUCAAACCUUCCCGCCCUCCUACCGGUUUAGCGUCCCCACAAAGAAUAACUGACCGCGCAAGUUUUCGGAUUUCAAGCAUACGCCCCAAUAACUGCUGUCGCCCGCAUAACAAGAACCAGAAAGAAAUCCGAACCAGAACAGUACAGCAGCAGCGCAGAUAUGGCGGAGGGUAAAUCGGAGAAGUCGCCUUUUAUCGGCAAGCAGCAAACUCCGGUGACGCUGAAUCCUUCGUGGGAAUCUAAGCUGCCGCCACACGAAUCGAACGGCAAGGAGUCCACGUCAGUGAUUGGAAAACUGGGCUUGGCGCCAAAGGACAAGUACCUAAUUGUUUUCUUUAUCUUUCUGCUACACGGCGUGGGCACACUGAUGCCGUGGAAUAUGUUCAUCACCGCGAAGUCCUACUUUGAAGACUUUAAGUUCGGUCCGAACAACACGGUAGCCACGGACGUGAACUACCGCACCCAUUUCAUGCAGAACAUGGGCUUUGCCUCUCAGAUCCCCAAUCUGAUAUUCAACUGGCUAAACAUCUUCGUUCAUUUCGGUGGCGAUUUGACAAGCCGGAUAGUGUACAGCAUCAUAUUUGAGAUGGUUAUCCUGCUGGUGACUAUUGUGCUGGCCAUGUUGGACUCCUCCCAGUGGCCAGGCAUCUUCUUCUGGACCACCAUGGUGUGCAUUGUGCUAUUGAACGUGUGCAACGGCAUCUAUCAGAACACUAUUUAUGGGAUUGUAGCCUCACUGCCCAUAAAAUAUACUGGCGCAGUGGUGCUGGGCUCCAAUAUCAGCGGCUGCUUCACCACCGCUAUGGCCCUUAUCUGCGGAGAGAUCUUCUCAUCCAUGAGAACCUCGGCUAUUUACUACUUCGUCACAGCCAUCCUUGUACUGCUGCUCUGCUUUGACACCUACUUCGCCCUGCCCCUAAACAAGUUUUUCCGCCACUACGAAACUAUCAGCCGUAGCAGCGAAAAGAAAUCGGACUCCAAGCAGCAGCUAAAUGUGCCCUACUGGCAGAUCUUUAAGAAGGCUUCUCCACAGCUCUUCAACAUCUUCCUUACCUUCUUCGUGACUUUGUCGGUUUUCCCGGCGAUUCAGUCAAACGUGCACCGCUCUGAGGAUUUUGUGAUAGGCCAGAACUACUUCACUCUGGUAACCUGCUUCGCGACCUUCAACGUGUUUGCCAUGCUGGGCAGUUUGACCACGUCCUGGGCUCAGUGGCCUGGGCCAAAGUUCCUGUGGGUGCCGGUAGUGUUACGGCUGGUGUUCAUCCCUCUGUUCAUCAUGUGCAACUACGUUCCGCCGGACUCGGUACGUUCAUUGACCGUCUAUAUCGAAAACGAUUGGGUCUACUGGGGCAUUGGAAUAUCAAUGGCGUUCAGUUCUGGAUAUCUCAGCUCUCUGGGUAUGAUGUACGCUCCGCAAACGGUGCAUGCCAAAUACCAGACCACAGCCGGAAUGUACGCAGCUGCCAUGCUGAUCACGGGCAUCUUUUCAGGAGUACUGUUCUCGUAUCUGGGACCCUACUUCGUCAUUUAGCUUGCAUUUCUCGUAUGACACUUACUAACAAUUGCCCAUUUCAUUGUUCAUUUUAUAACCCGUAUUUGACCCAUAUAGAAUUUAGUUUUGGGCUCAAGACCAGUUCUGGGACCUGGCCAGUUGGCUUCGUUUUAACCAAACAUUUUGACAUGUUUCAUUUAAUAAAGUUUUUCAAUUUAUAUUUUAA